AUGUCUCCUUUAAAGAGUGUACGUGCUAACAGAAAGUUUUCCCAGGAAGAGGACAAUAAGCUCCGCUCUGUUGUAUCAAAGCUUGGUACCCACAGCUGGAAGUCAGUCGCCUCUUUCAUGCCUGGUCGCAAUGUCCGCCAGUGUAGAGAAAGAUGGAACAAGUUCCUUUCACCAAAUGUCAACCUUAACCCAUUCACACAUGAAGAGGACAUCAAAUUGAUUGACUUGUACAAUGAGCUUGGACCACAAUGGGUCAGAAUUGGCAAAUGCCUUGGUAACAGAUCAGAUAUAGCAAUCAAAGCUAGAUUCAUGCUCCUCGAGCGCCACAGAAAGAAACGUGAGAUGAGCGAUGAAUACACAUCUUCCUCAUCUGAAGAUGAUGUUAGAGAGCAAAGAGCACCAGAGGAUUCAAUCCAUAAGGCUUUAGCUCCAAACAGAUAUACUAAUGCGGAUAUUACCCCUAGAGAGUUGAAUAACGAGAUUGACAGCUUAUUCAACAACGAAUUUAAUGACUUCUUUGAUAUUACUGAUGUUUUCGGUAACUUUCAGUUCUAA
Molecule: messenger RNA, 555 nt
Organism: Trichomonas vaginalis G3
Lineage: Eukaryota; Parabasalia; Trichomonadida; Trichomonadidae
Product: RNA polymerase II transcription regulator recruiting protein
Exons: 1
Coding region: 1-555 (184 amino acids)
Source: RefSeq, a predicted model, not a curated record